Messenger RNA from Didymella exigua CBS 183.55, 2750 nucleotides. RefSeq lists its product as uncharacterized. The record is from RefSeq and is a predicted model, not a curated record. The transcript is spliced from 3 exons. The coding region runs from base 123 to 2633 and encodes 836 amino acids. NCBI's taxonomy places the organism in Eukaryota, Fungi, Ascomycota, Dothideomycetes, Pleosporales, Didymellaceae.
UCUCUUGCCAUUGCUGCUGCUAGUAGUCCCUGUGGCCUUUGUAUCUUCUCUCUGGGCUUCGCCGCUAUCAGCAACGAUAUCCUGUCCCAGACGUUUUUGGCCUUUGAAACCCCCCCUUCUCCAUGCGCAAAAAGGUCACUACAGCAGCCAUGGCCGAUGCAGGUGAUAGCAAAUCGAUAGUACCGUCGCGUUCGGGGUCGAACGUUCAAUCGCAAGAUAGUGAAUUUAUUCGAUCUGUGAAGCGCCUUGGUCGCACGGCCCGCAGCACUGCACAGGCUCUCCAUGCCAGCAUCUACCUGCAGAGAAGUCCUUCGGUCAUAGCAGAGCUGAUACCGGAAAUCUAUACUCUUGGUGCGAUCUUGUCUAGCCUCGAAGGUGAUCUGCUGCUCGUGAGUGCUUUGAAAGCAGCGGACCAGGAGCACAUGUGGGCCAGCGAGCAUCACAACAGCCUGACACGUUCGAUCAAAGAAUGCGAUGAUAUUCUAAUGGCCACCUUUCGUGCAGUCAUCGGGGCUGACGAACAGUCCCGCAUGUCGACAAGUUCGAAAAGAACAGAUGACUACAUUGAUGAUGUCCAGCUCGAUGAUGGGCCUCAGGUGUCGGAUACCAUUGUGAGGUGCUCCCACCUUGUGCACAAAACGAAGGUCGUUGUUCGACAUACUGCUCUAUCUCGAGUCGAGAGCCUUAACGAGGAAGAGAUCCAGGAACUAUUCCGGCUCACUCGAUCACUCCAACAUCCUGAUUUUGAUGCCAUAUGGGCACUCAAAAAUGAGCCGUUCGCAUCGAAGCACAUGCAGCUGUUCACUAUUCCAUCAUUCAUACCUUCUGCGACGCCCGUUGGUCUUCCUGAAGAUGCGCAAGCAAAAACAUCAAAUACACCAGAUCCAUCUCCCAAAUCCAAGAACCCCAUACCGAAAGAAGAUAUCCUUCCUAUCUGGGCUUACAAUCAAUGGCCCCCCUUUGGCAAUUACCAACACCCAGCGUAUCUUGCCGCCACAGCAAGAGGACAAUACAAAGACAACAACAGCCAUCCUGGUGAAGGUCAUUCCCGAUUAGUAUAUGGCUCGACUUUAAGAACUACUACCGCAUCGACCCGGAGCAUCAAGCCAUUUACCUCGUCAGACUCCGACUCGAAGGUAAAGACUGGAAAGACGAAGCCAGGAGAGGCGUCUUUUGGCGAGCCCAGCGUCAUCAAACCCCCUCCUGACAGCUCUCUUUUAGCGAAUAUAUCAUCUUCUUCCGCAUAUACUACCUAUAGUCAGCCACAGGCGAAUCCGUCCACUCCCACACCACGCCUGGAGGCCUAUAUCCUCCGCCCAACAGUCCAAACAACCGAAUUCACAAGUACGCUGUCGUAUGGAGACGAGCCACUACGACUCAGCGAAGAACACAUGCAGGCUCGAAUUCGCAGCUUAGAAUCUAACUACUCGAUCAUGGACGUGCUUCUCGAUCUUCAUCCCCAGCAGUUGCACUUGAUGCAGUGCCGGGCUGCACAGCGUCACGGACAUAUAGUCUCUGUACAACACGGCAAGACUGUCAGCCUGGAGACUGUCAUGGGCUCUUUGCAAGUUAAGCCUACAGUCUACGUUGUCUCGACAACGACAGUGCUCCCGCAGAAGAGCACCGAUAUUUCGUACUCGACAGUCGUGACCGAAAAGUCGGCCACGUCGUCAGCCACAUCUGGCUCUACAUAUAUCUGCGGAGACCUCUUUCAACCCAAAAUUGCACCUGCCGGACCACCACUUGAAAAGGGUCUCUUCCAGAAUCUCACUCCAGCAUCAGUCCCAGGACCGGGAACGACCAACUCUUACUUACUUCCUGGUUCUGGACCUACAGGCUACCUUUCAUCACCUGUAGCAUACUCACGCCACCUUCAGGAGAGAGGCGAGACGUGCACUUACGUCGGAGAUACUGAACGCAAGGGCGCGUAUCAGCACUAUCAGACCAUCACAGCAAACAAAGAAUGGAACGGCAAAGAUCAGUCGCUUGAGGAGAUCAGACUCGUGGACUACAAUGCUGGACGCACGGGUAGAGGACUAUUUGCAGGCCUCAAUCAAAACACUGGUCGCUCAGCACCACCACCUACCGAAGCAAACGCGUUGAAGUCUGAAUGGCUCCCAGAGCCUCCCUCUAUAGACGACGUUACUUAUUUCAAGUCUGGAGAUGACGGCUUCUUUCCCAAAUCCCAAUCUCCCCCCAGCAAGUUCCCCGGAUUUUCAGUGGAUAACUCGGGGCAAGCACCCGUGUUCAGCAAAUUGAGUGCGUGGGCAGCCUCAUUACCCGAAAAGACCCACGCAAGACCUAGCUCAGGCACUGACUUGCUCAAAGGACUAGCUAUGGUCUCAACGGGUGCUAGUUCUAACCCGUUUGGACACUUUGGAUCAAAUAUGCAACCUUUUGUACCACCCCAAGCGACUCAGCCGAUUGUUUCUGCCUCUGAUGCCACCGCUAUGAGACAGCCAUUGUUUGGUAACAUUGGCCCACCUAUUGCUACUGAGAAGCCACCGGUCUCUUCUGGAUUCGGCGAAUUUGCUGGCGCCUCAUUGGAAAGCCCGUUCGCAGCUUUCGCAAACAAGCAUCCCGCUAUUCAGCAUCCUUUUGGGCUGAUUGCUUCGAGCGGCUCAGACAACUAACCGUUUGAGCAAGUGGGCGAUAGCAAGUCGUCUACUUCACCCGUUGUCAGCCAAUUCUCCCAAAGUGGACCCAGAAAUGCCCCUCAAACUAAGCAUCAGACACCAUGUGUUCUCUUU